Molecule: messenger RNA, 1729 nt
Organism: Penaeus vannamei (Pacific white shrimp)
Lineage: Eukaryota; Metazoa; Arthropoda; Malacostraca; Decapoda; Penaeidae
Source: RefSeq, a predicted model, not a curated record
UACAUACAUAUUGCCUUCACAGAAUGCAGCAUCGAGUGCCAGUGCUGGAGGCAAGAACUCGACAACAAAGUCCUCGGCCUUAUUUUGCUUGUUAGCGGAUCUGGAUGGUGGACAGACAGGCAAUUCCUCUGUCAAUGCCAAUGAUCCUUUUGCCUCGCCUACGAGUGCGCAGGCGCCAGCGUCCAUAUCGCAGCCUUCAUUUGCCAAUUUUGAAAAUGCGAAUAUCUUCACGAACACUGCCGGCUCGACAACUAGCAACAAAUCAACCCCCCCGGUCCUCCUCCCUUCUCAAAUAACCCCCUGACCCCUAUGACCCCUGGUUCCUCCUCCGCCCUGCCCACAUCCUCUUCCUCUGCCAGCAGUGCAACUACAGCUCUCUCCAACAACCCUACUCAAGAUCGCUAUGCUGCCUUGAAGGACCUCGAUGAAGAGUUCAAGACACAGAAGGAGUCGGAAACAGCUUCUGGAGGUGGUGGGAGCUGGCCCGUACCUAAUGGAAACCACCAAAAUUCCUCCAGUGUAUUUGGUACUUCAUCUUCCUCCAUGAAUGGGGGUGGGACAAUGUUUGGCUCUCCAGGCUCCUCUUCUGGCAGUGUUUUUGGGACAGGGCUAGUCAAUGGCAGUGGAGGCGCUGGUGGGGGUGCAGGCGGCGUAUUUGGUACACCACCUACCAACAAUGGCACCAGUUGGGCCAACUUCUCAGGGGCUAAUCCAUUCUCAGCUGCAGCGGGGAACAGCAGCAGUGGAGGUGGAGGUGGAUGGAUGAAUGGAGGUGGAUCGUUUGGGACAGCACCACAGACGCAGCAGGGAUUCGGCUCAGUCGUUCAGCCAAGUCUUUUUGGGACAACCCCGGACCCAAACUUCAACCAGUUCAGCCCCAGUGGACCUAUGAACGGGACGGCUGCAGCGGCGGCUGCUGCUACAACCAACAACGGGGCUUGGGCCAGUUUCAGCCAGCAGCCACCACAGCAACCACAGCCCAAUCCAAAAUGCAGUGGAUGACCAGCAAUGGAACAGCAAACCCUUUCAUGGCUGCCCCACAGCUGCCUUCCAACGGCACCUCCUACAACCCGUUCCUGUGAGAGUCCUCGCAGCCUCCGCAAGAUCUUCCUACGACAGGGACAUGUCUGUGACACGUUUAUCUAUUGCCAAUGACCGAUGACCCCAGCCAUCUUUCCUUGAAUACUCAGUUAAUUUAAUGUUUUUUUGGUAAUUUAUGCAGUGGUGUUUACGGAAAAAAAUCCAUGUUGCCAAUCACAGUUCAGUUCUCGAUAUGAAAGUAUAUAAUCAUUAUGAAGAGCGGAAAGAAUAAUGUAUGAUAAUUAUAAAGACUAGAGAAGCAAAAACAAACAACUGUGAGCAACGCAGGUUUUUAGCUUAUAAGAGUUUUUAAACGCUUCAGUGUCGAGUUUAGGGUCUGAGUACCACAAUGGUCUUCUUUCCUCUUCUGUGUAAAAAGGUUAAUUAUUGGGAUCAUGGGGACUGGUGGGCAUUUUUUAUGUAGUGUAGAAAGUAAGUGCUAAAGCAUCCUCAUUGGGCUAUGACCUGCUCUUUGGUCAUGGGGAAAAGUUACAAACAACACAUUAAAUAUAAGCCUGUUGACUAUACUGAUGCAUUGUACAGAAUCAAAAUUGCCCAGAUUUUGCUGUAAUAAUCAAUUCAGUGCCCUUACUUCACAUGUCCACUCCUAUUCACCCUUCCCUUCCCCCAUUUCUUUUCUUUCUCUCCC